AUGCCCUCCAAGUUUACCAACUUCUUCAAGAGAAUGUCAAAGUCCGAUAAACCUGCUGAGACCAAGGCUGAAGAGCCUGCGUUCUCCAUCCAGCCUCAUCCUGCUGCAAGUCACAUCGUGGAUUCUGCUGUAAUGUUUCUGACACUUGCUCAUCUGCAGAAGUCCAAUGACCCCGCCGACCUCGCUCCGCCCACCGGAGGUCUGGCUAGCAACCCCAACGAGCAGGCCUUGCAUGCUCGCGAUCCCCACAUCCCCAGUGCCCAGGUCAUGGCUGGCAUGGAACAACCCUCAAGCCGUGAAGAGCUGAAAGCUCGACAGGCUGAGCUGAACAAGGACUAGAUCCUUGGUCUAUCACUGCGGACAUUACUGUACCAUCUCCCCUGUAUAAUCACUGUUAUCGAUAACGGAAUCACAACCGAAUGUACAGCCUUGAACCUGUUCUGUUGUCUUCCUCUGCUUCAAUGCAUCGCAUCGCCGGCGCGUACAUGCGCACAGCCCGCGCCCCAGUGAAUCUGACGCAAGGCCCGAGGGAGAUGGCUAUAUUUAUCAGUACCUAGAACCUUAUAAGCGCUUGCACCACCACUUUCUCUUGAUUACCACCACCACCUGUUUUAUCUCCAUGAGCGAUCAACUAUCCCCAGGUAAGAGGCUUCUCAAUCAGUGGAUCUGCUUGCGAACGCUGUAUCAGAACAGGUUGCUGAGUUCAAGGAGGCAUUCUCCCUGUUCGAUAAAGAUGGCGACGGCACGAUCACUACACUGGAGCUCGGCACGGUCAUGCGCUCUCUCGGACAGAACCCAACGGACAGCGAGCUGCAAGACAUGCUGAACGAGGUCGACGCAGACGGCAACGGCACGAUCGACUUCCCCGAGUUCCUUGCCAUGAUGGCGAAGAAGUUCCAGGACACAGACACGGAGGAGGAGAUCCGGCAGGCGUUCAAUGUGUUCGACAAGGACGGGAACGGCACGAUCAGCGUUGAUGAGCUGUUCCAUGUCAUGCGGAGUCUAGGUGAGAAGCUCUCAGAGGAUGAGGUGAAGGAGAUGAUCAAGGAGGCGGACGCGGACGGCGAUGGAGAGAUCAACUACCAAGACUACUCUGUGACAGAUGAUGACUUCCAAGUGAAUGAGUUUGUUUGUUCUGCUGUACAAGUUGGAGAGGUAUCUAUGUAUGAUGAGUCAUCGUCGGAAAUCUGCUCGAGAACGAAUACAUUAUAGCUAAAGUCAAAACGAAGAAUCUCCUCAAAGCGUCUCAAUA
Mycena citricolor is the source of this 1252-nucleotide messenger RNA. The record is from the annotation of a GenBank genome assembly. Lineage: Eukaryota; Fungi; Basidiomycota; Agaricomycetes; Agaricales; Mycenaceae.